GCACUUAAAUUUUGAAAUUUUUUCCUGAGUAAUCAAAAUGGCGUCUGGUGCACUUUUCGGCUCAACCCGGUCUCAAAGCAAAAAUUUGCUGGAGUUCCGGGCUGGCAAGAUGACUCUCAAUUCAAGUGACAAGAUAGUGUAUCCGGAUAAGCGUAAAGGCUUAAUCUACAUCUUUCAAUCCGAAGAUGGUUUGAUGCAUUUUUGCUGGAAGGACCGCACAUCGAAUAAACCUGAAGAUGAUUUGAUCAUAUUUCCUGAUGAUACGGUAUUCCGAAGAGUUCCUCAGUGUAAGACUGGUAGAGUAUUUUUACUGAAGUUUAAAAGUUCAACUCGGAAAUUAUUUUUUUGGGUCCAGGAACCAAAGACAGACAAAGAUGAAGACAACUGUAAAAAAGUUAACGAGCUUCUCAACCAUCCUCCACCCCAAAUGGGUAGCAGAGGAGGAACUGGGAAUGGUGGAUUACCCAGUGAUGUUGCUGACCCUGAGCUAUCGAAUAUUUUAGGUGGCAUGAACCAACAACAACUAAUUCAACUUUUAGGAAUGGGUGGAGGGCCUAAUUCUAGCAACCUAAAUGCAAUAAUUGGAAGGCCUGGCUCUGGUCAAACGACGUCCGAGUCAACAACCCCGUCACGUGUCCAAUCUUCUCCUGGACCCCGAAGCGGAACAGCUGAUUCAGCGCAAGUUGGGGCACGACCAGCAACUGCAGCUACCGCUCCAUCCAAUGAGGGAAGCGAACAGAGGGCUCAGAGGAUUCAAUUAUCUGACUUGCAGAGCAUGCUUACUGACAUGGCACCUGCUGGUCAAAGUGUCGAUAUUUCAUCAGCAUUGACACCAGAGGCAUUGAUUCCUCUUUUAUCGAAUCCUGCUCACCGGGAAGCCUUAUUGCCUCAUCUUCCUGAAGCGGAGAGCUUACCUCGAACAACUGACGAAUUAAGAGCGACAGUUAGUUCCCCCCAUUUUCAACAGGCCUUACAGACUUUUGCCUCCGCUCUAGCCACUGGACAAUUAGGACCAGUAAUAGCUCAGUUCGAAUUAGGUGAAGCUGCCCAACAGGCUGCACAGAACGGAGACGUUGAAGGAUUUGUCAAAGCUCUACAAGAUUCGGAGAAAAGUAGCAAAUAG
Messenger RNA from Dimorphilus gyrociliatus, 1123 nucleotides. The record is from the annotation of a GenBank genome assembly. Lineage: Eukaryota; Metazoa; Annelida; Polychaeta; Dinophilidae.